UUCUUCACAAGUCACUUCCUUGUUUGUCUGACUGAUUCUCUCUGCCUGUUUCUCCUCAGACUGACGAUGGCCGAAGCCCAGCUGUGUGGAUUACAAGAUGAGAUCACCUGCUCUGUGUGUCUGGACAUCCUGACUGACCCCGUCUCCAUCCCCUGUGGUCACAGUUUCUGUCUGAAGUGCCUCACUGACUGCUGGGAUCAGAGCCAAGUGUUCAGCUGUCCUCAGUGCAGAGAAAUCUUCAAUCUGAGGCCGCAACUGAGAAGAAACACUGUGCUGAAUGAAAUCAUAGAGAAACUAAAGAAGACAGGACUCAGUUCUUCUCCAUCUCAGAAUUAUGCUGGCCCUGGAGAUGUGGAGUGUGACGCCUGUACUGGGAAGAAGUUCAAAGCGGUGAAGUCCUGUCUAAGCUGCAUGAUCUCCUUCUGUCAGCCUCACCUGCAGAAUCACAAUGAGGUAGCGGCCUGGAAGGACCACAAGCUGGUUGAUCCUGAUGGAAAUCUGAGGUGGAAACUCUGUGCAAAACAUCAGAGAAGUCUGGAAAUAUUUUGCAAAACUGAUGAUUCGUGUAUCUGCAUGAUGUGUGUGGUGACUGAACAUAAAGGUCAUGAAAUAGUGGAGCUGGAGACGGAAAGAGAAGAAAAAGAGAAACAGUUGGGGAAAACACGGAGUGAAAUCAGGAGGAGACUUGAGGAGAGAGAGAAGAAAAUGAAGGAGAUGAGAAAUGUGGUGGAGCAGAUAAAAAUAUCUGUGGAAAGAGAAGUAAAGGAAAAUGAGAAAAGCUUCAUUGAUCUGAUCCACUGCAUUGAAGAAGCUCAGAAGAACUUGUUUGAGAGGAUGAGAGAACAAGAGAAGAGAGAAAUAGAGAAGGCUGAAAGAGUCAUGGAACAACUAGAGAAGGAGAUUGAGGAGCUGAAGAAGAGAGACACUGAGCUGAAGGAGCUUUUUGACAACAAGGAUCACGUCCACUUCAUGCAGCCUCACCGAUCCCUGGCUCCAAUGGGCUUCACUAAACUGCAACUUGGGCUCCCCAGCAACCAGGGCGCUCAUGCUGGGGCUUUCACGUCCCAAGUCCCGACUCCCGCUGCCUUCUUGGCCUUACGCGCCGCCUCACGCUUCUAUUUAUCACGAGGACAUGGAUCAGGUGUGGCAGUCAGUAGCUCCCAGCAACAAUUACGGAUGCGGACGACUCCUCACCUGUGUACUUAA
Molecule: messenger RNA, 1206 nt
Organism: Polypterus senegalus (gray bichir)
Lineage: Eukaryota; Metazoa; Chordata; Cladistia; Polypteriformes; Polypteridae
Product: E3 ubiquitin/ISG15 ligase TRIM25-like
Exons: 5
Coding region: 67-1206 (379 amino acids)
Molecular function (GO): zinc ion binding
Source: RefSeq, a predicted model, not a curated record